Drosophila sulfurigaster albostrigata is the source of this 3170-nucleotide messenger RNA. Its product is annotated as glycine dehydrogenase (decarboxylating), mitochondrial-like. The transcript is spliced from 7 exons. The record is from RefSeq and is a predicted model, not a curated record. Bases 105 to 3062 code for a protein of 985 amino acids. Gene Ontology annotation, cellular component: glycine cleavage complex; mitochondrion. Gene Ontology annotation, biological process: glycine decarboxylation via glycine cleavage system. Gene Ontology annotation, molecular function: glycine dehydrogenase (decarboxylating) activity; pyridoxal phosphate binding; glycine binding. Lineage: Eukaryota; Metazoa; Arthropoda; Insecta; Diptera; Drosophilidae.
UAUGACAGUUCAUGCCUAGCGCCCAUCUGGAGCAGACGUAUCAAGAGAGAGCUGCUGAAUACUUAAACUUUUCUUGCAAUUGAUUUGCCUCUACAUUCUACACAAUGCAACGCCUACUGACAAAACGCAACUGCAGCUUAAUGCUCCGAAUGAAUAAGAGGUGUCUAGCCACACCGUCUGUGGAGAAUGUGCUAUUUCCGACAAAGUCCGAUUUCCCUAGUCGUCACAUCGGUCCACGUAAAACGGAUGUUGUCGCCAUGCUGGAUACCCUUGGCUUCAAGUCUUUGGCGGAGCUAACCGAGAAAGCCGUACCCCAGGACAUUCAGCUAAAGCGGGACUUAAGCCUGGAAAAGCCAUUGAAUGAGCAUGAACUGAUACGACGCAUACGCGAUAUUUCGCUGAAGAAUCAGCUGUGGCGCUCUUACAUCGGUAUGGGCUACCACAACUGUCAUGUGCCCCAUACGAUAGUCCGCAACAUAUUUGAGAAUCCCGGUUGGACCACACAGUAUACACCAUAUCAGCCAGAAAUUGCCCAAGGCCGUCUCGAAUCACUACUCAACUAUCAGACACUUGUCUCCGAACUGACUGGUCUGGACGUGGCUAAUGCCUCGCUGCUGGAUGAAGGCACGGCUGCUGCAGAGGCCAUGUGCCUGGCCACGCGGCAAAACAAGCGAAAGAAGCUCUACUUGUCCAACAAAGUCCAUCCACAGACUUUAUCGGUAGUCCAGACACGUGCUGAAGCGCUCGAGCUGGAAAUUAUAGUGGGACCCAUUGAGCAAGCGGACUUGCCCAGUCGUGAGCUGGCCGGCAUCCUUUUGCAGUAUCCAGAUACGCAAGGAGACGUUAAGGACUUUGAGGACAUUGCAGCAAUUGCACGCAAAAAUGGUACUUUGGUUGUUGUGGCAACUGAUUUACUGGCGCUCACUCUGCUCAGGCCACCGGCGGAGUUCGGUGCUGAUAUUGCAAUCGGCACUUCUCAGCGCCUGGGCGUCCCCCUUGGCUAUGGCGGUCCACACGCCGGCUUCUUCGCAUGCAAGCAAAACCUGGUGCGUCUGAUGCCAGGUCGUAUGAUUGGCGUCACUCGUGAUAUGGACGGCAAUGAUGCCUAUCGGUUGGCACUUCAGACACGAGAGCAGCACAUUCGCCGCGACAAAGCGACCAGCAAUAUCUGCACCGCCCAAGCGCUGUUGGCCAAUAUGUCGGCCAUGUAUGCGAUUUAUCACGGCCCGGAGGGUCUCAAGGCAAUUGCUAAUCGCAUUCAUCAUUUCGCUCUGACCCUGCAAACGGGAUUGUUAGCAUCUGAGCACGAGGUGUUAAACAACAACUUUUUUGACACGUUGCAUAUCAAACUAUCGCCGAGUCUAACACUUGAGGACCUAAAAGAGCGCACUGAGCACAAACGUAUCAAUUUACGUUAUUUUCCCGACGGCACUGUGGGAGUGGCUCUCGAUGAAACGGUCAGCGUAUCCGAUGUCAAUGAUUUAUUGUGGACUUUCAGGACAGAGACAACUGUGGAGAAGCUACUGGCAAGCAAGGAUGUGCUCAACCAAUCCAUUGAGAAUUCCAAAUUCCUGCGCACUUCACCAUUCCUGCAGCAUCCGAUCUUCAAUAGCUAUCACAGCGAAUCCCGUAUGGUGCGUUACAUGAAGAAGCUGGAGAAUAAAGAUAUUUCGCUAGUGCACUCUAUGAUUCCACUCGGCUCUUGUACCAUGAAACUUAACUCAACAACUGAAAUGAUGCCAUGCUCAUUUCGACACUUUACGGACAUUCAUCCCUUUGCACCCGUGGAGCAGGCGCAGGGCUUUCAUCAAAUGUUUAAUGAGCUGGAGCGCGAUUUAUGCGAAAUCACCGGCUAUGAUAGAAUCUCAUUCCAACCCAACUCCGGUGCACAAGGCGAGUACGCUGGACUGCGAGCUAUUCGGAGGUAUCAUGAACAUCGAAAUGAAGGGCACCGCAACAUUUGCCUAAUCCCAAUUUCUGCGCACGGCACGAAUCCAGCAUCUGCUCAAAUGGCCGGCAUGAAGGUGGAACCCAUACGCAUUCUGACAAAUGGCUCCAUUGACAUGGCGCAUUUGCGAGAAAAGGUAGCGGAGCACUCUAACGAAUUAUCGUGUUUGAUGAUUACGUACCCAUCCACCAUGGGCGUGUUCGAAGAGACCGUUGCGGACAUCUGCGCGUUGGUCCAUGCUCAUGGUGGUCAGGUCUAUUUAGACGGUGCUAAUAUGAAUGCUCAAGUGGGUCUGUGCCGACCAGGUGACUACGGCAGCGAUGUGUCACAUCUGAAUCUACAUAAGACCUUUUGCAUUCCACAUGGCGGCGGCGGCCCCGGCAUGGGCCCCAUCGGAGUCAAAGCGCAUCUGGCGCCAUAUUUGCCGGGUCAUCCUGUGGUUAGUCCGCUCGACAAUGAAGAGCAUAGUUUUGGUGCUGUCUCCUCUGCACCAUUUGGAAGCUCGGCAAUUUUACCGAUUUCCUGGUCCUACAUUAGAUUGAUGGGUAGUCGUGGAUUGAAGCGAGCCACGCAGGUUGCCAUUCUCAAUGCCAACUAUAUGUCGAAGCGCCUCGAGCAUCACUACAAAACACUUUACAAAGCACACAACUCACAACUGGUGGCACACGAGUUUAUCCUCGACAUACGAGAUUUUAAGAAAUCAGCGAACAUAGAGGCCGUUGAUGUGGCUAAACGCCUUAUGGACUAUGGUUUUCACGCCCCAACAAUGUCCUGGCCAGUGGCAGGUACUCUGAUGAUUGAGCCGACUGAAUCGGAGGACAAAGAGGAGUUGGAUAGGUUCUGUGAUGCAAUGAUAUCCAUCCGAGAAGAGAUUGCUGAGAUUGAAGAGGGUCGCAUCGAUAAGAAGGUUAAUCCACUCAAAAUGGCGCCUCACACGCAGGCUCAGGUCAUUUCAGAUACAUGGAACCGUCCCUAUACUCGGGAACAAGCUGCCUUUCCAGCUUUAUUUGUGAAACCUGAUGCUAAAAUCUGGCCCACUGUUGGUAGGAUUGAUGAUGCGUAUGGCGAUAAGCAUUUGGUUUGCACUUGCCCACCCAUUUUACCAGAUUUGUAAAUUAUUUCAAAUUAACUUUAUUUAAAAAAAUAAUAAUUGUCAACUCUAAUUAAAAAUGUGUAUUUUUACGUUAAAAUUCUUAAAAUCAACAUCAACACUUAAGCCGAA